GAGAAGAAAAGGCAGAACUCCUUUGGAAUUUAGCGCAAUUGAAAACAAGAAAAAUCUAAAAAAUCCUCGAAAUUUGAAGCUCACCGUUUCCACCAUCAUUUUCUCAUCAACUACUCCAUUUUCAUUUUCGAAUCCCAAAUGCAUUUAUAUGCUAAAUGCUAAAUUCAUUUCCAUUUACCAGAACUGGGGCUUUCCCUGUUUCUUGUUUUCUAUUCUAGCACUCAACAAACCCAAAUGCCCCAUUAAUUUUUCAUCGUUGAAUUCAUAAAAAUCACAUCUUGGAAAUGUGGGUUGUGUGUCUCCAUUGUUUCGGAUUGAGAGAUUAGUAGUAGUAUUCUGCAAUGGGGAGGCCGAGUUUUGCGGCGGCGCCGGCUGCGGCAGUGAGCGGUGGAGUGGAGAGGGAGGACUAUUGGAGGAGCUUCGACAACUCUGUGAGUGCAGUGUCGUUUGGAUUCGUUGCCACCGCUAUUCUCAUCUCCAUGUUUCUUGUGAUGGCUAUUUUCGAGAGGUUUCUCCGCCCACCGUCGUCGGACGCUGCUGCCGCCGCCGGCCUUGACGGCGGUGUCGCAAAUUUGAGAAAGAUGGACUAUCCUUCUCUAAAGAUGAGUGUAUACGCAAAAGAAAUUUCAGUGUUGAUGCCAGGUGAAAGGAUGCCUACUUUCAUUGCUCAACCGGCGCCUGCACCAUGCCCUCCCGAAUGUGUCUCCCGGCCCACCUAUACGUCAUCCUAGGAUAUUUUUAAGUGAAGAAUGUGUUCUUUUUGAGGUGCUAUUUAGAUGCAAAAAGACUAUGCCAUGGGUUGUGGAAGUUCUUGUUUAUUGUAGUACGUAUAUAUAUAGCUCUUAUCUCAAGUUGAAAUCAUCCUUAGAAUGCUUAUCUAAUUAUCUUAGUGUUUUGAUAUAUUAGUUGUACUCGAACAACGGAACAAGUGCAUGAGAUCCUUUAUUCUUC
Molecule: messenger RNA, 951 nt
Organism: Salvia hispanica
Lineage: Eukaryota; Viridiplantae; Streptophyta; Magnoliopsida; Lamiales; Lamiaceae
Source: RefSeq, a predicted model, not a curated record